CAGAGCACGCUCACUUGACGGGGAGAGCGGAGGUGACGGAGGAGCAGCUCCGUCAACGGCAGCCGUGCUCUCUGCUCCGCUCUUGAGAUCGCACCACGGGCUGUGGCUGGGAGCGCUCCGCUGCCCUGUCUGCAUAACCUACGAUGAGACGAUUACUGCGCGUGUGAAGAAAGUGUGAACCUGUUCUAUUUCUUCUACUUUAAAAUAACUGAAAAAUGUUGUCUCAUCCUUGUAUUGUGGCUCUAAGUCAUCCAUCUCACUAUGGGCAGCCUACUGAGCGGGGCCAGUAAAGGGGCCAGUGGCAUUCAGUCGGCACAGACCUCAUCACGUCACAUAUGCCACUCGCUGCUUGAUGAGAAACAAUAAAGCAAAAAAUCCCACUGCCCCAACAAAGGAGCCAUGCAUCUGCUGCUGUCCCUGUGUGUUGUCUGGCUGCUGUCCAUGGCCUUGGCACUAGAAGAAGAAUCCUCAGUAAACUCUUUUCCCCGUAGAACUGUCCCCUAUCACCGGGACAAUAUUUACAUGUUUCAUGAGGAAGGUGUCUUCAACUAUUCCACUAUGCUGUUAAGAGAAGACUUGGGCCUGUUGGUCAUUGGAGCCCGGGAGGCAGUUUAUGCUGUAGAUCUCCAUGAUGUCUCUAAAAAGUUGGCUUCAGUGAAAUGGGAAGUGACACAAAAACAAAGAGAAGAUUGUGGAAACAAAGGGAAAAACCCAGAGACUGAGUGCAAGAACUAUAUUAGAAUCCUCCAUGAAAUGGAAGACAACAGAAUGUAUGUGUGUGGGACUAAUGCUUUUGACCCAGAGUGUGACUACAUGUCAUAUGUAGAUGGGAAAAUUAUGCUUGAAAACAAGACUGAAGAUGGCAAAGGCAAAUGUCCAUUUGAUCCAUAUCAAAAUGCUUCUCUUAUGGUUGAUGAUGACUUGUACUCUGCCACUUCUAUGAACUUUCUGGGUUCAGAGCCUGUUCUUAUCCGGAGUCCUGAAGUUUCAAUUCGAACUGAGUUCAAAACCUCAUGGCUCAAUGAGCCCCACUUUGUAUCGAUGGCCUAUAUGCCUGAGAGUGUUAACAGUACUACUGGAGAUGAUGACAAGGUUUACCUGUUCUUUAGUGAGAGAGCAGUCGAGUGUGACUGCUACAAUAAGCUUGUGGUGUCACGUGUGGCCCGUGUGUGCAAGGGUGAUCUAGGAGGGGAGAGGACCUUGCAGAAAAAGUGGACUUCUUUCUUGAAGGCUAGACUGGAGUGUCCCGUCCUGGAGUCUCAGCUGCCUUACAUUAUCCAGGAUACUUACCGCUGGUGUGACCCCAAGAAGCCCUGGACUAGCUGUUUGUUCUACACCAUCUUUACCCCUCAGUCAGACACAUCAGACUUGUCGGCUGUGUGUGUGUACAAAGUGUCAGACAUCAGCAAAGUGUUUUCAGAGGGCAAGUACAAGACCCCAGUCACUGUAGAGACGUCUUUUGUUAAAUGGGUGAUGUAUAGCGGAGAGGUCCCUUCUCCACGGCCAGGAGCAUGUAUUGACAAUGCAGCUCGUAAAGCGGGUAUAACUGAGACUUUAGACCUCCCUGAUCAGACCCUUCAAUUUGUCAAAAAUAGGCCUCUCAUGGACCAGGUCAUUCAACCCAUGGGAGGAAAACCCAGUUUGGUGCGAAAGGGGGCCAUGUUCACAAUCAUUGUUAACCAAGUGCAGGCUGAGGACAACAAAACGUACCACGUCAUGUUUAUAGGCACAGAAAAUGGCACCAUUGUGAAAGCUGUGAACUAUAAUGGCGAAAUGUUCAUCAUUGAGGAAGUACAUGUCUUUAAGUCAGCAGAGCCCAUUAAGAUCCUUCGUUUUUCCACCGUCACAGAUCAGCUGUAUGCUGGCUCAGACUCCGGAGUAGUGCAGAUACCUUUGGCCACCUGUGAAAGGUCUUCCACCUGUAUGGACUGUGUUCUUAACCGAGACCCAUACUGUGGCUGGGAUGACAGGACAGGGAAAUGUGUGACUCUUCUUUCAAAAUCACAAAAUAAACUCAUACAAAGUGUGCAAGAUGGCGAUGCAUCUCUUUGCCCAAAACCAGCCCCAUCUACACCAGUUAAUCAAUCUGUUUGGGUUGGUGGAAACCUGAAGCUUCACUGUACUAAUCCAUCCAAUCAUGCUGUAACCAUCUGGGAGCAAGACAGGCUAACACUGAACCCUACACGUCGUCACCAUUUUUUAAAAGAUGGUUUGCUGAUUUUAAAUGCUUCAGACUCAGAUGCUGGUCUGUACUGCUGUCUCUCAGUUGAACGUUCCAAAAUGAACGAGUACACAAGCACUGUAGUUGAGUACCAGGUUACCAUAGCCUUGUCUGGAAAGGGGGAUGACAUUCGGUUUCCUCAUGCACAGCGAGAUGGCCCUUCUGUUGCAGGCUUACAUGUUGCUAUUGCAAUCUUUGCAAUUGCUUUUUUUGGGCUAGUUUCAUGGAAUAUAUACAAAGGACAUUUUACCCGGUCAUGCAGAGACAAGAGUGGACAACUGUCUCCUGAGGUCCACGAGGAGAUGGCCUUAGACUCCAGUAAUAACAUGCAACGGACAGGGGCUGAAAAUAAGCCCCUAGUGUUUGACACAAGCAAUAGCAGUAGUAAUAAUAACCACAACAAUGGAGAAGCCACAUAGUGUUACUGAAUAAAAGUAACAGAUAAGUUUGAACUGGUACCCUAUUGAGAAGAUUCACUUUUAAAACAUCCCUAUUUCUUAUAAGUUUAAAUAUUUUUUACAACAAGCAAAAAGAGCCUUUUAUUUUUAUCAAUGCCACUGCAUUUUCUUUACAUUAAUGUUACGUUCAUAUUCAUCAAUGCAUAUUUAGAGAUACUGACUUGGACUGUAAAAAAAUUGAAACAGAUUUCCUCUUGCUAUUCAUGUGUGUUGUUAUUUUGGGUUUCAGUAUACGGUGUUGCCUUUUUUAAUUAAAUUGAUUUGGUGAGUUUAUUUUUCAAAUAAAGUCAACAAUUCCUGA
Molecule: messenger RNA, 2980 nt
Organism: Boleophthalmus pectinirostris (great blue-spotted mudskipper)
Lineage: Eukaryota; Metazoa; Chordata; Actinopteri; Gobiiformes; Gobiidae
Gene: sema4e
Product: semaphorin 4e
Biological process (GO): semaphorin-plexin signaling pathway; negative regulation of axon extension involved in axon guidance; negative chemotaxis
Molecular function (GO): chemorepellent activity; semaphorin receptor binding
Source: RefSeq, a predicted model, not a curated record